Messenger RNA from Triplophysa rosa, 842 nucleotides. It is a transcript of the gene arpc3, whose product is annotated as actin related protein 2/3 complex, subunit 3. The transcript has 7 exons. Gene Ontology annotation, molecular function: actin filament binding. Gene Ontology annotation, cellular component: cytoskeleton; Arp2/3 protein complex. The record is from RefSeq and is a predicted model, not a curated record. Bases 108 to 644 code for a protein of 178 amino acids. Lineage: Eukaryota; Metazoa; Chordata; Actinopteri; Cypriniformes; Nemacheilidae. Gene Ontology annotation, biological process: Arp2/3 complex-mediated actin nucleation; regulation of actin filament polymerization.
UCCAACGUAGAAACUUCCUGUAUCGGUGAAGGGUGGGACAGCGGAAGCGGCGGCUUGCAGUGGUGACAUACGUUUUGCCUGCCAAAUUUGGGACAUAUUUUACAAAAAUGCCGGCCUACCACUCAAGCCUGAUCGAUGCAGACACCAAAUUGGUGGGAAAUAUGGCAUUACUGCCCCUCAAAACGCAGUUUAAGGGUCCUGCUCCUAAAGAAACUAAAGACACAGAUAUUGUUGAUGAGGCCAUCUACUACUUCAAAGCCAAUGUUUUCUUCAAGAACUAUGAAAUUAAGAAUGAGGCUGACCGGACUUUGAUCUACACAACUCUUUACAUCUCUGAAUGCCUCAAGAAGCUGCAAAAGUGUAGUUCAAGAGGACAAGGAGAGAAAGAGAUGUACACGCUGGGAAUCACCAACUUUCCCAUCCCAGGAGAGCCUGGCUUCCCUCUGAAUGCAAUGUACGCUAAACCCUCCAACAAACAGGAGGAAGAAACAAUGAGGGCUUACCUGCAACAGAUCAGACAGGAGACGGGACUGAGAUUGUGUGACCGUGUGUUUGACCCUCAGACAGACAAACCAAGCAAGUGGUGGGUGUGCUUUGUAAAGAAACAGUUCAUGAACAAAAGUCUGUCUGCACCUGGCCAGUAAUAAUCAACUCGGGAUCUCUCUUGGUACUUGUGUGUGAAUGGAUUCUUUAAUGUCUGCUUUUUCUUUUUCACUAUGCGUGAAUGUGUUUAUUCCGAUUCUGUAAAGAUACAUUUUUUACUGGUAAUAUCAAGUAUAUUUGAUAUCCGGCCUGUCAUGUAAAACAGGAGCUGAUCAAAUAAAAUCCAUUAAAGAGAGAAA